Molecule: messenger RNA, 647 nt
Organism: Indicator indicator
Lineage: Eukaryota; Metazoa; Chordata; Aves; Piciformes; Indicatoridae
Product: prolyl-tRNA synthetase associated domain-containing protein 1-like
Exons: 2
Coding region: 1-525 (174 amino acids)
Molecular function (GO): aminoacyl-tRNA deacylase activity
Source: RefSeq, a predicted model, not a curated record
AUGGCGGCGGCGCUGGAGCUGCGGGAGGCGUUGGCACAGCGACUACGGGACCUGGACAUCGCCACGGUCACCGCCGACCACCCCGAGGUGGUCACUGUUGAAGAAAUGAUGCCUCACAUCCAACACAUGAAAGGAGGUCAUAGUAAAAAUCUUUUUCUUAAAGACAAAAAGAAGAAAGGGUUCUGGUUGGUGAGUGUUCUGCACAACCGGCAAAUCAAUUUAAACGACCUUGCUAAAAAAUUGGGUGUUGGAAGUGGAAACCUAAGAUUUGCUGAUGAAAACACGAUGCUGGAAAAACUAAAAGUGGGCCAGGGCUGUGCGACCCCCCUUGCCCUUUUCUGCGACCAGGGGGAUGUGAGGUUUGUGCUGGAUGCUGGCUUUCUGGACGGUGGCUACGAAAAGGUGUAUUUUCAUCCAAUGACAAAUUCUGCAACUAUGGGUUUAAGCCCUGACAACUUGUUGAAGUUUGUGAGAUCAACAGGCCACGAUCCCAUCAUCUUACAUUUUGAUGAAGAUACUAAGUAGAUACCUGUUACUAGACACAGAUUUUGUAAAGCAAAUCUUAUUACAAAUAAAAUUUGAAAACCAAAAUUUUUUUUUUUUCAGCUGUGUAAGUUUAUACUGUAUAAUCUGGCAGGGGAAAAUAC